This is a messenger RNA of Colias croceus (clouded yellow), 1309 nucleotides long. Its product is annotated as ethanolaminephosphotransferase 1-like. The transcript is spliced from 9 exons. Gene Ontology annotation, biological process: phosphatidylethanolamine biosynthetic process. The record is from RefSeq and is a predicted model, not a curated record. Gene Ontology annotation, molecular function: ethanolaminephosphotransferase activity. Bases 129 to 1283 code for a protein of 384 amino acids. Gene Ontology annotation, cellular component: endoplasmic reticulum membrane; Golgi apparatus. NCBI's taxonomy places the organism in Eukaryota, Metazoa, Arthropoda, Insecta, Lepidoptera, Pieridae.
ACUCAAACGAAUAUGUAAUAUAUGAAAAACUAUAUUUUCUCAAUUUUGUAGUUAAUUUUUCUGUAUUUUCUCAAUCUUGUAGUUAAUUUUUCUAAAUUUUCUCAAAUUUGUAGUUAAUUCUGUUUAUAAUGUUUGAUUAUAAGUAUUUAAGUGAAAAACACUUGAAAGGUUUUAAAAAUUAUAAGUACAGUGCGAUAGACACGAGCCCACUCAGCAAAUAUGUGAUGCAUCCAGCUUGGAACACUGCUGUAAAGAUAUUCCCAAAAUGGGUAGCUCCAAAUCUACUCACAUUCCUCGGGUUUGUCUGCAUGCUUGUUAACGUUAUACUCUUAAUGUACUACGACUACAAUCUCACGGCGUCCGGAGGAGACCCGGGGGCGAAACCUAUACCGCAGUGUAUCUUCACAAUCUGUGGUGUUCUGUUGUUCUUGGCUUAUAAUUUGGAUGGAAUAGACGGCAAGCAAGCCCGGAGGCUCGGAGUGUCCGGCCCUCUGGGAGAGAUGUUCGACCACGGCAUCGACUCCUAUAUCGUGUUUCUCAUUCCGUUCUGCCUGUUCUCUGUGUAUGGGAGGGAUGAGUACUCUAUUUCUGUGUUUAGGGGCUACUUAGUAGUUGUAAGCGUAGUUCUCAAUUUCUACGUGAGUCACUGGGAGAAAUACAACACAGGAAUCCUAUAUUUGCCCUGGGGAUAUGACCUAAGCAUGUGGGUGUCCAGUAUAAUGUUCCUAGUAGCUGGUUUCCACGGUCCCGAGGUAUACAAGACACACAUACUGGGUAUGACCUUUGUACAAGCGCUGGAGAUAGCCAUCCACGCCACUGGUCUCUUCACCACGCUGCCUAUCGCUGUGUAUAAUGUUAUUUUGUCAUACAAAAAUCGUACAGGCAAAAUGUACUCAUUACUGGAUGCACUUAGACCAAUAUGGCCAAUACUAAUAAUGAUGGGAACGAUGACGUCUUGGGCUGUGACGUCACAGGGAAUCAUCGAGCGCGAUUUGAGAGCAUUCCUCCUGCUGUUUGGCACACUUUUUAGUAAUAUUGCGAGUCGUCUAAUAGUAGCAGAGAUGAGCGAACAGAAAUGUGACACUAUUUGCUGGAUAAACGUGCCCCUAGUGUUCGGAGUGGGAGCAGCGAAAUAUCUGCCCCAAUACGAACUGGGCAUUUUAUACUUGCUGGCUGUGUUUGCGAUUUGUGCCCAUAUACAUUAUGGAGUGUGUGUGGUCCGGCAAAUGUGCGAUCACUUCAAAGUGCAAUGUUUCAAAGUUCCUAAAGAAAAGAUAAAAUAGAGGAUAAGAACAGUGCUGUUUUAUUA